GAGGAGACUAUAAAAAUUGAUUAAUCUCUCAUUUUAAUCACACACUCCUGAAUCAUCAUCGUCUUCAUUCGCUCCGGUCGUCGUCUACCUCCACACUCCGACUUGGUUGAGAAGAAGAAAGAAGAGAUGGCAGGACACAAGGUUGCACAUGCGACAUUGAAAGGGCCUAGCGUUGUCAAGGAGUUAGUUAUCGGUUUGGCACUCGGUUUAGCUGCUGGUGGUCUUUGGAAGAUGCACCAUUGGAACGAACAGAGGAAAACCAGAACUUUCUAUGACUUGCUUGAGAGAGGUGAGAUCAGUGUUGUAGCUGCUGAAGAGUAAUUAAGCCGCUCAAAACCUGGUUCCUCAAGACUCUGUUUUAUUUCCAUUUCUGUUUGUUUUUAUUUUUGGUUGGGUUUCUUAAAAAAUAAACAAACAAAUCUGAGAAUGGGAUUUGUCAGGUAUAAACAAAGUUUAAUUCAAAUGUGAUGUUCAUUCAGACACAAUCUCUCUUGUUUUGUUUCACGGUCUGAGAAAUUACAAAAGGUGAAUAUUGAUGCAAGUAUUGCACUUGAAAGAGCGUUUCCA
Messenger RNA from Arabidopsis lyrata subsp. lyrata, 567 nucleotides. RefSeq names its product probable cytochrome c oxidase subunit 5C-1. NCBI's taxonomy places the organism in Eukaryota, Viridiplantae, Streptophyta, Magnoliopsida, Brassicales, Brassicaceae. The transcript is spliced from 2 exons. The coding region runs from base 127 to 321 and encodes 64 amino acids. The record is from RefSeq and is a predicted model, not a curated record.